Molecule: messenger RNA, 525 nt
Organism: Lolium rigidum
Lineage: Eukaryota; Viridiplantae; Streptophyta; Magnoliopsida; Poales; Poaceae
Product: hsp70-Hsp90 organizing protein 1-like
Exons: 3
Coding region: 1-291 (96 amino acids)
Molecular function (GO): protein binding
Source: RefSeq, a predicted model, not a curated record
AUGGAAUUUGACCCCAGUCCAGAUGAUUUUGCAACCAUGUUGGCAAAUAGGAGUCUUUGCUGGUUGCGCGCCGGGAAUGGAAGAACUGCUCUCUCCGAUGCUACUAUGUGCAGAUCGGCACGACCUCAUUGGCCAAAGGCCUGUUAUCGGCAGGGGGCAGCUUUUAUGUUAAUGAAGGAAUAUGAGAAAGCAUGUGAGGCUUUUGCAGAUGGCUUGAAGCUUGACCCUACAAAUGGUGAAAUUGCAAAAGCUUUAAGGGAAGCCCGUGAGGCAGCGAAGAAUGCUUGUUGACCGCAAAAGUAACCGACAUCAGUCGUACCCGUAGAAAUUUUAGGCUUUGUUUUGUUGCUAGCACCAGGAUAAUUGCGCAGCUGUCCUUUUGCCUAGUCUUAAAACUCUUGGCAGGAAUAUAUAUGCAAACGUUUUGCGCUUUUGAAGAAUUCUGUGGCACUCAUCAUGUGUAAAUAUGCCUGGAUGAACCCUCUAACUGUAGUAUGUUAGUUUCAGUUUACCCAGUUAAAAUCA